This is a messenger RNA of Suillus fuscotomentosus, 386 nucleotides long. RefSeq lists its product as uncharacterized. The record is from RefSeq and is a predicted model, not a curated record. The transcript has a single exon. Lineage: Eukaryota; Fungi; Basidiomycota; Agaricomycetes; Boletales; Suillaceae. The coding region runs from base 36 to 227 and encodes 63 amino acids.
UAACGGAUCAAAGUAGCACCAGGGUUUCAUUGGAUAUGUACAGAUACAAAGACUGGGACCAAAUAUCUCUGAUAGAAGGAUAUGUAUGCGUCAUGGUUUCACCCGACCGUCAAGGCCACAUAGUAGCAACUUUCCCGAAGGAAAGCGGGUACGGAAGAUACAGGAAUAUGACGCCGCACCAUCACAAUAGCUCAGCCCUCAUCCUCUGCAACAAAUCAACACCGUGAGAUGGACUCAUCGCAAAGGAUAUAACGAGAGCGAACCAAGCAACAACGCUCAAUCUUGUGAGCACCCCGAAGAGCGCCUCGCUCCAUCAACCAGAAAGUAACAACGCCAUCCAGAAGAACGAACCUCUGUGCUGUUGGCUAACGCUUCAAGCGGUUGAA